AUGACCAUAAGGUCUACGGGCGGAUGGAGAAACUUGGGCUCAAGCCUCCCAGCCUACACCCGCAGACCCCUGCAACCGGUGCUUUUGUCUUCUCCGGCCAUGGCUUCCUUUCGCUCAACCGUGGUAGUGCUGUUGCAGCUUUUGCUGGCCAGGGCCGACAACUACGACAAUGCCAUCGUUGGCAGCUUCGCCCCAUACCCGGGUUACGCUGGAUCCUUAGCCGUGGAGGGCAUCAUGGCCGUCGUCUCCUCCGGGGAUACGCAGACCCUGUCCUGGAAGCUUUCGGGCCUGGACACCCGGUGCAACGAGACCUGCACCGCCGCGAAUUGCUGUGGCGUCCACAUUCACGAGGGCAAGACGUGCUCUGAUGCCAGCAGCAUCGGAGGCCACUACUGGACUACGAACGGCACAGACCCCUGGCUGACGGUCAUGUACAACACCACGAGCAUGCCGGCGCUGGAGACCAACCUGGCUGUCGUAACUGGCGCAUCGGGCGCGGAUGUCUCCGGCCGUGCGAUGGUGAUCCACGACUAUGACGGCGGCCGGAUCGCCUGCGGGCUCAUUGACGAGGGCUCCACAGACAGCUUUGCUGCCUAUCCUGGCUACACCGGCAACCUUGCCACUGCCGGCGUCAUGAAGGUGAGCUCCAAGGACGUCACACAGAGCUUGUCCUGGAUUUUCACAGCCGGGCUGGACACGCGAUGCAGCGACGCCUGCACUGCAGCAAACUGCUGUGGAGUCCACAUCCACGUAGGCAUGAACUGCUCAGACAAGGACACCAUCGGCGGCCACUAUUGGAACUCCACCUAUGUGACCGCCGACCCCUGGGCCAUGAUCAUGUACAACACCAGCCACAUGCCCUCGGUGAUGAUGGACGUCAUGGUGCCCACAGGCUAUGAGGAGGAUGACGUGGAAGACCAUACCAUGAUCAUCCACGACUUCGACGGUGGCCGCAUCGCUUGUGCCACGAUCUCGGAGAUCCAUGACGGGAUGUGGACCGUCACCACGACAACGACCACCACGGUCGCAGCCAGCCCGAUCUCUUCAAGCGUUGCCGCCAAGAUCAGUCUUGCUGUGGGCACUGCCGUCCUGACGAGCCUUGCCUAG
Molecule: messenger RNA, 1107 nt
Organism: Symbiodinium natans
Lineage: Eukaryota; Dinophyceae; Suessiales; Symbiodiniaceae
Source: the annotation of a GenBank genome assembly